This is a messenger RNA of Perkinsus marinus ATCC 50983, 1262 nucleotides long. RefSeq lists its product as hypothetical. The annotation marks the transcript as partial. The record is from RefSeq and is a predicted model, not a curated record. NCBI's taxonomy places the organism in Eukaryota, Perkinsozoa, Perkinsida, Perkinsidae. The transcript is spliced from 11 exons.
AUGACCGGAGAGGAAGAGGAGGACCCUGAAGAGGUAGAUGCAGUGAUGGAAGCUGCUACGGCGGAGGGUAGACCUUCCUCGAAGCCGUCCCUACACCCUCCCCCUGGCCCUACGAGUGAUGAGUUGAUGGAGUCUCUUGGGUUGCAGGAUGAAGACUAUGGUCAGACUGCGGCAGUGGUAGAGGCCGCUGAUCCUCAUGCAUGCGCGCUGUUGGUGAGUGUAUCGGUUAUGGAGUGGUAUCUUGGGAGGAGAGGGGAUGGGCCACCUCUACCCCUGACUGAUGAGGAGAAGGAAGAGAUCGAUCUCCAACUUAGGACCUUCACUUUGGAUGUUCAGUCGGGGAGGCUCUCUUCAGAGGGGUACGCUGAGAGGGUGAAGGCUCGCAUUGAUGCAGAUGAGGCCCUCUUGGAGCAUCUGGACUCUAGUGACCGUAUCAUUGUCAAGAGACGGAUAGAUAUUGCUAUGGACGAGCUGAAGAGUAAGGAUGAAGAAGAGGAAGAGGACGAAGAGCGGUAUGAGGAACAUAGGACAGUAGUAUUGAGGAGAAUGAGGGCCUAUCAGAAAGCUGCUGGGGCAUUAGCUGCUGCUGGGCUCACACAGAGAGCAAGGUUGGACAAGGAAGGGGAUCUCCUCCAUUCAGCAGUCAACCUGAAAGAUAUCCUAGAUGGCGGAGCGAAGCAAUGUCGUAUUGCGAUAAAGGAGGGUCGGGUACCACCCUCACUCACUGAUGAGGUUAUAAUGGGUCAGUCAGAAGUGGAUCGGAGGGCUGUCCUCGACCAGCUCCAGCAUAGGCUACAAGAGGCUUCUAAGGGCCAUAAGGACCAUGCACUAUUCUGUCUAAGGCUCUCCCAGUCACCAGACUUGCUGGACCCCCCGCCCCAUGGACAAGUAUUGAGGCGUCUAGCUGGCAAACCAAAGCCAGGUGAAGCUGAAAUGAUGAUCAAGUUGAAGGAUGAGGCUGUGAAGCACAAUUCACUCCGUAAAGACGCCGAGAGGGAGAUUACCUGGCUUGAGGAGGCCAAGACUGACCGGUGGCAAUUCGUGCCAAAUGAGGGCUACCCGAUGCACUGUGAGGUCACCAUACUAGGCUUACCUAGUGCUGCUGACCCACACGUUUUUACCAUGGGAUUGUCGGAUGGGACUGCACUGGAGCACGACUUUGAUUUCUCCCACAUGCGACAGACUAGUAUAGAGAGAGCGUUUGGCAAGGCGAAGAUGACUAUGAAGGUGACCUCUUUGGAAUCUUCCUCGACCGACCUAAG